AUAUUAUAUAUAAUAUAAUAUAAUUUAAUAAUAUAAUAUCAAUUUAACUACACCUAUAAAUUCAUUCACUUUUGUAUUACUGUAAUAUCAUACUUCAAUGUAGAUCAUUCUUCAACUGUAUGAUGUUACAGUAAUAAGUGAAUGAAUUUAUAAGUACAAUUAAAUUGAGCUACUUUACACAAUAUUUUAUUGCCAAUAAAAUUAACGAUGCCAAUUCUACAUAAAUAAAACUAUACUGUAUUAUUGUGAGAUAAUAUAAUGAUUUUGAAAUUUUUCUUUUUAUGAUUGAUCGAAAUACGCAUGCAUGGCAAAAUAUUUUUUUAGCUGUAAAUCGAAAAAGAGCCACAUCGAUUCAGCGUUAAUUGAUUGUAUCCAGAUGUACGCGAUAGCCAGGGCGGUGGAUCUUCCGUCGAAAAUCGGCGACCUCGAGGUUCUCAUAUUGAUCGUCUCCUGCAUCUGUCACGAUCUCGAUCAUCCGGGCUACAACAAUAUCUAUCAGAUAAACGCGCGGACUGAACUAGCAUUGCGUUACAACGAUAUCUCGCCUUUGGAGAAUCAUCACUGUUCCGUGGCGUUCCGGGUCCUGGAGGCACCCGAGUGCAACAUCCUCGCGUCCUUGGACAAUCUUACCUAUAGAAUAGUGCGCGAGGGCAUUAUACGAUGCAUCCUAGCGACCGACAUGGCCCGGCACAACGAGAUCCUCGGCCAGUUCAUCGAUAUCAUUCCUGAAUUCGAUUAUACCAACAGAGCACAUAUAAAUCUGCUAUCCAUGAUCCUUAUCAAGGUAGCCGACAUAAGUAAUGAGGCGCGCCCGAUGGAAGUCGCGGAACCAUGGCUGGACAAGUUACUUCAAGAGUUCUUCAAGCAGAGUGACGCGGAGAAACUCGAGGGUCUUCCGGUCACGCCAUUCAUGGAUCGCGACAAGGUGACCAAACCAUCGUCCCAGGUUAGCUUCAUCGGCCUAGUUCUUCUCCCCCUCUUCGAAGCCCUCGGCGAACUUCUUCCCGAGCUACAGAAUCUCAUAGUUCAACCCGUCAGGGAAGCUCUGGAGUACUAUCGCAGACUGAACGAGGCUGCCAAAGACGAACGUCAUCAUCGGAAAAGUGUCAUAGAUGUCGGAGAAUCAGGUAUAUCCAAUGCGCCGAGCGGCGUUGGCAGCUCGUCCGCCAUUAUCAAAUCCACGUCGUCGCACAGCAUGCGUUCAAAACGAUCCGCCACGACAAUCCAUUCGCGCUCGCGCUCCACCGACGACGAUAUUACGGAGAACUUGACGAUGGAGGAGAUGGAAAAUGUCGAGAGCUCUGAUCCGGAGACCGCCACGGAAGUAGAGAUCAGCGAGAAGACGCUCAAGUUCAAGAUUUCCACCGAAGGCACACUGGCCGGCCCGACUACCGGCCGGAAGAGUUGCCCCAGCAGUCGCAAGGGCAGCCGGGAGAAAUCCUCGUUAGAUUAUCAUAAUCAGGAUCUGAUCAAGGCCGUUCGGGAACACGAGCGCGAGAGGAGACGCAGCAGCAGAUGCGAAAAUCUCGGUAGCGAUGUCAGUUCGCCGGUCAGCGCGAGAUCCGCCGAAGGCACGCGUAUUCUCGAGGAAAUUGAGAAGGAGGCGACAUUUCUAGUCGCUAAAAUUGAAGGCAGAGCGCCAGAGGGAAACGGUAAUAUCGUCGUGGCAGAGGCCCACUCGCAACCGAGGAACAACGUGAAGAAGGCCGGCACGGUCAUAAAGAAUAUUCACGAAAUCCGAUCUAGUCGUAAGGAUGCACACGGCAGUCGAGAAUCAAUCAAUCUGCGAUGUUGCUGCGACGACAGAACUGGGUCGAAUAAUCACAAGUCUUUAUUCUCACGGCUGAGAAACUUUACGGAUCGUCUGAGCAGCAGUUUUGAUUCUAAGGAUUCGCCCAGUCCAAAACCAAAGCACGCGUCCAAGAUGCUCACUAAGAGCAACUCGGUGAGCAGCGGUUCCGCCGCGACUUCGAGGAGGCAUAACAAUUCUUUGUUCAUCUGUAAGCGCUGCAACCUUGUUAAGUCUUCGAUUAAGGACAACAGCAAAGCUAUUGCAACUGUGGUGGAGUUAUCGUCGGUUGACAAACGAGCGAUGACUCUGCCCAAGGUUCGCAAAUCCACAGACAGCAAGAACAAAAGCUGGCGGACGGUGUUCACUAAAGAAAAGAGAUCGUCCACUUCUUUGGAGGCUUUGCCGGCAGCCGGCUCCUUUUCCAAGCACCGUAGAAACUUAUCGAAUCCCGAGGGCAAGUCUCAGAGUAUGAAGGAAGUGAAAAGAUCUCGACAGGAUCUGGAUAUCGAGUUUCAAGAGAUCAAUGUACGUCCGAAGAAACAGCAGCAGCCUGAAAUCAUAGUCAAUCUCGAUGAUACCUCAUGCGACAUUGAAGAAGAUCUCGGCAAGGUGGAGAUUAGGAGAAGCUCAGCCAGUAUGGAAGACAUUUCUAAGAUGGCAAAGCAGGCGGAAGCGGUCAUACUGGGUUCGCUGAAUUCCAAGGCGGAGGAACGUCCGCACACCGGUAGUCUGGAUUCGAUGCUCUGCAAGGAGGUGUCUAAAUCACGAAAGAAGCAUUCCACUGUGUUCGCGUCGCCCGCCACGACCAAAAAAUCCUCGCCCGGUCUAUUCUCGCGAUUCAAAUCCGGUAUGAGCAUUGACAGUACUCGGAGCAACAGCAACAGCGAUUCUCUGCACGAUCACGGUUCGCAAAGCGGCUGGAUAUCUUCGUUGACGGCCAGUUUUCGGCCAAAGAGGCACCCGAAUGAAACGCCGCUGUCGCCGCAUCCACCGAGGUCGCCCAGCAGAGAAGAGAUCAUGUAAUACGUCCUGGUGGUCGAGGAUCCCUCUGAGAAGAAGCUCGGGCUUCGCGGUUGGUGGCCCGAAAACCUGUUCUGCUGCAACAGUUAGGACUCCAAUGGAAAAAGUUUGAGCCUAGUUUAGGCUCAGAAAUAUCCAGGAAUGUCUGUCGCAUUGUAAUACAAGGGAAAUUAGUAAAAUAAUUGUCAAGAAAAAUUUUGGAGAGGUUUAAUUUUUUAAUACAGGUAUCAUCAUGUUUCUCAUCGAGAUAUUAAUUAUCGGUACCGAUUAAUAGCUGCAAUGUGCAGACAUAAAACUCCGAUCAAAUGCAUCGGUGAUAUUUAUUAAAUAUAUGUCGCGACAUAAAAAGUAGAAUGAAUUGCGAUUAAUUCGUGAUAAUUAAUGUCACAUCGCAAAAUAUGCGCGUAUAUAGGAGAAUAAAAUCUAUCCCCGUAUAAUUAAAAGCAGUCAAUUUCGAACAAACGUAAUAUUUGCUCGAGUAAGCCAUUUAUCGAAAAAUAAAAAACAAAAUGUUACAUAUCUAAUAUAUUAUUUCCGAUUAAAUUGAAUUCUUUGUAAUUGAAUUUUUCUUGCGAAGGGAUCCUCAUACGGACCAUGAUUUAAUGCCAUCAACUUUGACUGUUUUAUGUCAUAACGAUGCGAAGUCGCGAGAGUCGAAAUAUUUUAUUUGCGAGGGACACCUACGGCCUGUGGGAAACGAGGAUGUGUAUAUAUAUAUAUGCUGUAUACAUAGACUAUUUUAUUUAUUGUCUAAUUAAAGAGUAGCCUAACAAGUGAUCAUUAAUGUUGUUCGUUACUAUACAUACAUACAUACAUAUAUAAAUAUACGCAGUGUAUACAAAGACAUAAGAAUAUAACGCAUCUCCACUAGGAGCAAGUGGAUAAUUUUAAGUAGAAGAGACAAACACAAAUAGAUAUGUAAGCGUGGCUCGUGUAUCGAUGUGCGAUUAAGUUUCGGGGACUGUAUCAAGGAUGUGAGGUAAGAAAAUCUUGUCAGACCAUUUUUAAAAUAUUCUAUGAAUAAUCUUAUUUUUUAAACCAACGCCCUCAAAAGUUUUUAGAGAUAUUAUUUUCUAAGAAAGCUACUUUUAAAAGAAAAACUUACUUUUUUCUCAAAAUAUUUCUCGACACAUUAUUCGACACUUGUACAUUAUUCUCGAAUUAUUCUGAGAUAUUCUUGAGAAUCCUAGAAUAUUUUCAGAUUAUUUUCACUUUCCGAGAAAAUUGUCAUUUUAUAUCAGUAGUUGCCACGGCGAAAUUAGAAAAUAGAAUAGAUUUAUUAGAUUUAUUAAGUGUGUUUCUCAUUGAUUUCUCCAUAACUCGGAAAGCACUAGAAAAAUUGUUUAGCGAAUCAUUUUUUGUCUCUCUAAUCGUGUUAUUAAAACAUUAUUCAAUUUGGAAAACGAUUUAUUAAACUUGAUUGAUUUGAUUGAGGAGAAGAGAUCUGUUUAAAGUUUCUUGAAUAGCUCAAUAAAAUGAUUUUAGUAUUUUUUUAACAUCGUAUCCCAAAAAAGUACAUAAAACUGAUAACAGGAAUAUAAUCGAUCGGUCUUUUCUCAAUUAUAUAUCUAUAUUGGACUCUAUCUACCCUGUUAUUGUUUAAAAAUUCAGAUAAUUUAGUGGCUUAUUGAUAUACAUAAAUACACGCAUGCAUAAACACGCGUAAAUACAAUUAUUUUUGUACGAGAGAGAGACUUUCUGCUCUACAUUUUUUUAGAUAUUUAUAUUUUUGUAUUUUAUCAUAUACACACAAUUGCGUAUAUAUGGCAAUUAAAAAAAUCGCACGUGUUGAAUUCUAGUCUUACAUUAUUGUUUUUAGACCAAUUAAAAGUUGAUUUUAGGCUGAUCUUAAGUUGGGCAACAGUCUCUGCGAAGAAAACCCUCGAUAUGUGUGUGAACGAGCGACAUUUACAUUUGACUGAUUAUUUGACUAACGAAUUUUUAUCUCUCUCUCUUUUCGUGUCGUAGAAUCAAUAAUUGUCGAUUAAAUCAAGUGGAACUUGAUGUGCAUGUGUGACGAUACGAAUGAAAAAAUUAAGUCCACGCGUAAAGUUGUCUAAAAUAUAUAAUUUUAACAAAUAAAAGAAAAGAUAAAAAAUUGCGUUAAUUUCAUGAUUUUUUUAUUCGGUAAAUUUCUGCUGUCGAGACGUGAAGUCGAAUAAUAAAAUGUAUAUAUAGAAUAGAAUAAUUAUCUUUCAAGUAGAAUAUAUAAACCUCCUGUGUGAGAAAAACUUUCCUUGAAAUUGAGACUUGAAUUAGUAUACUCGUUUUCCUGAAAGAAAGUUAUUGUUGAAAAAA
This is a messenger RNA of Formica exsecta, 5110 nucleotides long. RefSeq lists its product as uncharacterized. The record is from RefSeq and is a predicted model, not a curated record. The transcript has 3 exons. Gene Ontology annotation, biological process: cGMP catabolic process. Gene Ontology annotation, molecular function: 3',5'-cyclic-GMP phosphodiesterase activity. NCBI's taxonomy places the organism in Eukaryota, Metazoa, Arthropoda, Insecta, Hymenoptera, Formicidae. The coding region runs from base 305 to 2815 and encodes 836 amino acids.